AUGACCAGGAACGCGUACAUAGCCGUCCUAAUUCUAGUACUACGCGUACCGCCGUUACCCAACAGGUAUUUGCUUCCCAUUAGAGAUAAGUUUACCCCCCAGGAAAAAGACAUUUGAACAUUUGUCAUUUUGAUAAUUCUCUGAUACCGUAGUAAGUAGGACUGAGUGGUCAAAGUCAACAGUGAACACAGAGAUCGGUCACGUCGGAUAUUUGAGUGACGUCACACGGUGACGAGCCUACUAACGCUGCCAAUCACUCUGCUUCUUAUUUGCACCUACGCACAUCGCCUUUCACCUCACCCUUAACAUGGAGGACGUAGUUUUUUUCUUUGCAUGGAUUAUAUCCUGUAUUAUAGGCGCUAUAUUCUGGAGCAUAGAUGGAGUCAAAAACUUCAUGAUAAAGCAUUUGAAAGAACCCUUUCUUUCAAUGAUCCAGGUUGGAAAGGACAACGAGUCUGCGAGGAUGUUCAAACAGGAUAAGCUCAAGGCGAGGCUAGAGAGCUUGAAGUUCGGUGUCAUGGCCCAGAUGUACGCAGUAUACUGCACAGAACCUCCCGAACCUCCCUCCACCGAGCAACUGUACAGGAAGUGCAUGUAUCACUAUCAUAGGGCCUUAUCAAGGACUCUUCGCGGCAUCGAAACCGUGAACAACUUCGUUGAGAGAAACUGUUCGUUGAAUGAGAUAAAUUCGCUUGCUUUGGUCGUCCAGAAACUCCGUGACAACACGUCUUCCCUUAUGGACAACUACGAAACCCUGACGUCAGGCCUUGACAGAGAUACAGAUGAGCAGGAGCGUCGACAGAGGGUAAACAUAUGGUGCAAGUUCAUAGCGGAUUGGCCAAAGAUUCCGGAGUUGAAUGAGUUAAAACUUCGUCUUGCGGCAGAAGCGCUUCGGGGCAGUGUAUGAACGGUACGGGAUUAAUAGACCACUGCUUAAUUGGACAUGGGAC
Molecule: messenger RNA, 950 nt
Organism: Desarmillaria tabescens
Lineage: Eukaryota; Fungi; Basidiomycota; Agaricomycetes; Agaricales; Physalacriaceae
Exons: 5
Coding region: 308-907 (199 amino acids)
Source: RefSeq, a predicted model, not a curated record